CUAGGAUUUAUUGUAUAUAAAGAGGGCAUAGCAAGGCACUCUUUUCACAACCCAACCACAAAAAUGGCUUCACUUUCUUCCCCAUACAAGUCAUUCACCUUCUCCUCAGCUAGCUCGUCCUCUUCAUUUCCCUUCCCAAAACCCUCUCAGCUUUGCUUACAUUCCGCAAAGCGUAGCCACCGCCACUUCAAGGUCUCCUGCACCGCCGCAGACGGCGGCGAAUCCCAGCCCAAACUCGACAGGAGAGACGUCAUUCUUGGGCUGGGAGGCCUCUACGGCGCCGCUAGCCUUAUAACUACUCCACUGGCCGCCGUUGCAGAUCCCAUUCAGGCACCGGAAGUCUCCAAAUGCGUCGUCCCUCCGGCCGACUUGCCACCCAACGCGCUCGUAGACAACUGCUGCCCACCCGUGGCCUCCAACGUUGUGGACUACAAAGUCCCGUUUACCAGCCCCGCCGCCAUGAGAGUCCGCCCCGCAGCUCACCGCAUGGACAGAGCCUACGCCGCCAAGUUCGAGAAAGCCAUCGCGCUAAUGAAGGCCUUGCCCGCCGACGACCCGCGCAACUUUUACCAGCAAGCAAACGUCCAUUGUGCUUACUGUAACGGCGGCUACGUCCAAGUCGGGUUCCCCGACAAGGAAAUCCAAGUCCACAAUUCCUGGCUCUUCUUCCCUUUCCACAGAUGGUACUUGUAUUUCUACGAGAGAAUCCUGGGAAAAUUGAUAGGUGAUCCCACCUUUGCCUUGCCGUUCUGGAAUUGGGACACCCAGGAGGGAAUGGUGAUUCCGUCCGUUUUCACUGCUAACCCCAACUCCUCUCUCUACAACGAGAAUCGCAACCAGUCUCACCUUCCACCCACCGUCGUCGACCUUGGCUACGACGGCAAGGACACUCCGGCGACCGACGAAGAUAGAAUUUCCAACAACCUUUUCUUGGUGUACAAGAACAUGGUCUCAAACGCCGGCACCGCCGAAAUGUUCCUCGGAAAGCCCUACAGGGCCGGAGACGCCCCUAAUAGUAACAAAGAGGGCAUGGGCCCUGGUAACAUCGAGAGCGUCCCGCACACGCCUAUCCACAGAUGGGUGGGCGACGUUAAACCAAGAACCCAAAACGGAGAGGACCUGGGGAACUUCUACUCCGCCGGGCGUGACGUCUUGUUCUACUGCCACCACGCAAACGUCGACCGCAUGUGGACUAUUUGGCAACAGCUCGGCGGCGCCGGCAAGGGGCGGAGGAGGGGGAGAGACUUCCCCGACUCCGAUUGGCUGGACUCCACUUUCAUCUUCUACGACGAGAACGCCCAGGCCGUGCGCGUCCGGGUCGGCGACGCUCUGGAUAACCAGAAAUUGGGGUACAAGUACGAGUUUACAAAGCUACCAUGGCUAGACAGCAAGCCUAAGCCUGUUCCUGCUACGAAGAGGGGUUUGGCGGCGAGGUCCACGGCGCCGUUCGUGACGAGCGUGUUCCCGGUGACGCUGGACAAGGUGGUGCAAGUGAAGGUGGCGAGGCCGAGGAAAUCCCGGAGCAAGGAAGAGAAGGAAGCGGAAGAGGAAAUCUUGUUGAUUGAAGGUAUUGAGGUGGCGAUGGACGAGUAUGCCAAGUUUGACGUGUAUUUGAACGACGAGGAUGAGCCGGGGGCCGGGAAAUUGAAGGCGGAGUACGCCGGGAGCUUUGCGAGCUUGCCGCACAAGCGAAAGGGGUCGAUGAAGAUCAGGGCCAGUCUGAGCUUGGGUCUGAAUGAACCACUGGAAGAUUUGGGGGCCGAGGACGACGAUGCCGUGUUGGUGACUUUGGCACCAAAGGUCGGCGGAGGCGUAGUCACCGUUGAUAACAUUAAGAUCGUCUACGGCUCUUAGGCCCGCCGCCGCCGAGCUGUUUCCUAGCUAGGUGCAACUUUAACUCGUUGGAAUAAUUGUGUCUUGUGUCUUGUUCUAGCGUACUGUUGUUAUAGUACUACGUGUUGUGUUGUGUUGUGUUGUGUUCUUCCUGUUUGUACCUCUUUCACUUGCGCUUAUUACGUACUAUAUGGCCAUUAUUGUAUUAAGGUGCAACAUGUUAUUUGGUUAUGGAGCAAUGUUGUUUGAGUUACACA
Ipomoea triloba (trilobed morning glory) is the source of this 2090-nucleotide messenger RNA. RefSeq names its product polyphenol oxidase II, chloroplastic-like. Lineage: Eukaryota; Viridiplantae; Streptophyta; Magnoliopsida; Solanales; Convolvulaceae. Gene Ontology annotation, biological process: pigment biosynthetic process. The transcript is spliced from 3 exons. The record is from RefSeq and is a predicted model, not a curated record. Gene Ontology annotation, molecular function: catechol oxidase activity. Bases 64 to 1854 code for a protein of 596 amino acids.